AUGGCUACCGCGCUAAGUCAAAGCCUAGCCGUACAAGCAAUUAAAGUAGUCCCCAAUGGACGUUUUUCCACAUUUUCACCCAGAUUCGAAAGACCGGUGGGCCGAUUCCCACACCGCCUUCGCCGCUCACUCAUUCUCCGCGCGUCGAACGAAACCAGCAGCAGCGCGCCGAGCGUCGGCGAAGGCGGCGCGACAUCUGUGGAGCUGCUGGAGCCCGAGCACGAAGAGCAGCUUGCUGAGGUGGCACGGCUGCUCUCUGUCGCCACGUCACCCUCGGGGAGUGUCGGCAAUGGAAGCGGCGGCGCGGACUUGCGGCUCGGCGAGGCCGCGGCGGGGGAGCUCGUCCGCCAGCUCGAUACCGCCGGGCGCGCGGCGCUUCUGACGGCGCUAUUUCCGGGAUGUGCGUGUUCUUUUUUCCGUCGCUGCAAUCCUCUCGUGUCGUCUGUCGACCCCCACGCGUCUGUCCCGCUGUCCUUCGCGACCUCAGUCCGUCUCGUCGUCCUAUUCGUGCCCGCGUGCUCUCCAUCCCCCAUAACCCCUCAUCCCAUUCUCGCAUCUGGUCUCAUUCCCGCUCCCUCCCUUUCGCAUGCAGCGACGGAGAAGCACGACGCGGCGCAGGAGUUUCAGGCGGCAGACGUGAACCACGACGGCGUGCUGGACGCGCGCGAGUUCGCGACGUACGUCGAGGCGCAGAACGCCAAGAUGGCGGCCGCCGACCGCCCGCUCAACCUGCACCAGCUCGGCCUGCUCGCCACGCGCUCCGCUUUAGGCAACAUCGGGUUCGGCGUGACAGACAACACCAUCAUGCUCAUCGCUGGAGACAUCAUUGAAGGCACGCUGGGCGCAGCCUUUGGCAUAUCCACUCUCAUGGCGGCGGGGCUGGGCAACGCGGUGUCGGACAUAGUGGGGACGGUGUUCCGUGAAUACAUAGAGGGCGCUACAGGCCGAUUCCUGCCGGAUGUUAACUUCUCCUCCAAGCAGCUUGCAGAUUCCCGCGCGCGGUGGGCGGAGACGGGCGGCGCAACUGUCGGGGUGACCAUCGGGUGCCUCAUGGGGCUGGCGCCCCUGCUGGUGCUGCCUCAGAGAAAGUGCCACUCAGGGGGCGAGGGAGGGGGGCCGGCAUCUGCUGCUGCUGCUGCUGGGGUGCCUGUACCAGUGGCUACAGUGGCGCUGGUGGCAUGUGAGGAAGGGCUUACUGAUGUGGCCGCUGCUGGUGCUGCGGAUAAGGCAGUUGAAGAAAAAAUUGGAGACUUGGGUAAAACAGCUGGCGCUACAGGUGGUGGCAUGCGAGGUGCAUUCACCCAGAGCGCUACAGCCCAUGCGUCCAUCAGCGCUGCGCAUUGGAUGGGACCGUCCCCCUCGUUCCGCCCAUCCCUGGCAGGUGCCGCCGAAGAGCGUGGAGGGCUGGGAGUCGCACUUCUGCUGGCGCUGUCGGCAUUCAAUGUGGCGCGGCGAGUGAGGGGGGUGUUCAUGAGGAGGGAGGGGGAGAGAAGGGAUGGGGAGAGAGUAGGUGACGAGGAGCGUCAAUCCUAA
This is a messenger RNA of Closterium sp. NIES-65, 1533 nucleotides long. The record is from the annotation of a GenBank genome assembly. NCBI's taxonomy places the organism in Eukaryota, Viridiplantae, Streptophyta, Zygnematophyceae, Desmidiales, Closteriaceae.